AUGAUCAUUUUCAGGCACAAGCCUGGUAUUAAUAUUAAAGAUCCUGGCUCGAAAGACGGCAAGACCUGGUUUGGGGUCGUCAGUUGGCUCAAGUCCAGUCCAGCUGUGAGGCGACUCUAUUGGGGCCUGCAUUUAGAGAACGAGAAUACAGUAUAUCUUCAUAUUGUUAGAGAAGGGCUCUAUCAACAUUACGACUUUUUGGCCUCGCCAGACUAUGCAGAGCUAAAACAACGCCUGCAAAACAUGAUGCAAGGUGAUUUGAUAGUUCGACAUGCCGAUCUUAUUGAAUAUACACAGCCUUGCGAAUCGAUCGGGAGAGGGGCACCGUUUACCGGGACAGCAAUCUACAAAGUGACCGACAAGGCUUGGGACUACGCCUGGAACCUCUGGUCAACCAUUGUUCCUAGAGUCAAAGGGUGCAAAGGCGUGGCUGGGGGUUACAUUGUUGAGCCCGUGGAUGGACAUCAAAGGUGCUUUAUAGCACUUGUUGGAUGGGAGACUACUGAAGCACACCACGCCUAUCAUGAGACCCGCCACUGGAAGAAUCGAGCAGCCAUAUUGACGGAAGGACAGAAGGGCUUCAGUGAAUACGGCCAUAUUGUCUUUGAAAGCGAGGCUCAUAAACCGCGUCUGUAG
Cladophialophora psammophila CBS 110553 is the source of this 636-nucleotide messenger RNA. RefSeq lists its product as uncharacterized. The transcript has 2 exons. Lineage: Eukaryota; Fungi; Ascomycota; Eurotiomycetes; Chaetothyriales; Herpotrichiellaceae. The record is from RefSeq and is a predicted model, not a curated record. The coding region runs from base 1 to 636 and encodes 211 amino acids.